This is a messenger RNA of Perca flavescens (yellow perch), 1248 nucleotides long. RefSeq names its product histone H2A. Lineage: Eukaryota; Metazoa; Chordata; Actinopteri; Perciformes; Percidae. The transcript has a single exon. Bases 134 to 517 code for a protein of 127 amino acids. Gene Ontology annotation, cellular component: nucleosome. Gene Ontology annotation, molecular function: protein heterodimerization activity; structural constituent of chromatin; DNA binding. The record is from RefSeq and is a predicted model, not a curated record.
CUGCUCUGCUGGAAGCCUUUUUUCUGGUUGGAGGGCCAGGAAGCUGCGCGGUCCUCUCCGUGGACAUAAAUAGGAGGGUUUCGGCUGUUGGGGAAACACUUUUCUGAGUCGAGACUCACGAGAGCAUCUAAAAAUGUCUGGAAGAGGGAAAACCGGAGGAAAAGCCAGAGCGAAGGCAAAGACCCGCUCCUCCCGUGCCGGGCUCCAGUUCCCAGUCGGCCGUGUCCACAGGCUGCUCCGUAAAGGAAACUACGCUCAGCGUGUAGGAGCCGGCGCCCCCGUCUACCUGGCGGCUGUGCUGGAGUACCUGACCGCUGAGAUCCUGGAGCUAGCUGGAAACGCUGCCCGCGACAACAAGAAGACCCGUAUCAUCCCCCGUCACCUGCAGCUGGCUGUCCGCAACGACGAGGAGCUCAACAAGCUGCUGGGCGGAGUGACCAUCGCUCAGGGCGGCGUGCUGCCCAACAUCCAGGCCGUCCUGCUGCCCAAGAAGACCGAGAAGCCCGCCAAGAAGUAAAUACCCGGAACUGGCUUUUACCGACACAACAAAGGCUCUUUUAAGAGCCACACACUUUACUCAAAGAGCUUUGUUUGUGUCGCUGAAAGAAAAAUACUUACUGUAAAAGUCAUUAGGCCUACUAUGAAAUAUCCCCAUGGAUAGUUUUAUACCAUAAUGAGUAGGCUAGGCCUAUAACUUCGAGAAAACAAUGCGGUCACCAUUUUGGAAAUAAACUAUUGUUAAGGCUGCUACUUGAAGACUAAAUGAACAUUGAACUGAAUAAGUCUUUACACUCUACUUUAUCUCAGGUAUUUUUAUUUUUUAUUUUACGCCAUCGGUUUAGGCUAUUUGAUAACUUUAGUUUCUUUGAGAUUUUGCAUACUCUAAAUAUAAUCGUUCGCUGUUCAUUGCAACAAUGGCUUUAACAAAAUCUAAACUACAAGAUUGCCUUGAUGCCUCCAGGAGUGUCCACUGGACUUCAAAGUUUACUAAACAUCUGAAUUUCGUUAUUUAUUGAAGAGGAAUAACCCCUUAAAUGAACCAUCUCUUUUUCGAGGGGGGUCCUUGUUUCAGAAUAAACACAAAUCUUGAUAUAAAUUACUGAUUCAUCUGGACAGGCAUUUUUGUUUAGUAGGCUAGUCCAUGAGAGUCAUGGCAGGAUGUGUAACGGUACAGCUAAUUUUCAUCUUCAUAUCCUAAAAUCAACCAUGUCUUGAUAUUUCGCUUUUUGCUGUUGUAGACUAUCACUU